AUGUUGAAAUUAUUUGUUCUCGUUGCACUGACAUGUUCAAUAAAUUCAAUAUGGGCAGGAACACCAUUCAAAGAUUGCGGAUCAGAAUUAGCUACAAUUCAAGAAUUUGAAGUGACUGAUUGUCCAACAGCUCCUUGCAAAUUUAUCAAAGGCAAAACAUACGCAAUGAAUUUAACACUCACAGCCAAAGCUCCAUCAAAAACAGCUACUGUUACCCUUCACGGUGUGAUUGCCGGAGUUCCAGUUCCAUUUCCAUUACCUGAUUCAAAUGCUUGUAAUUUGGGUGUUAAAUGUCCCAUCGGUCAAGGUGAUAUUAAUCUAGCAUCAUUCUCACUACCUGUUUUAACCACAUACCCAUCGAUUUCAUUAUAUGUUAAACUCGAAAUUAAAGCUGAUGAUCAAAAGCAAGAUUAUGUUUGUUUAUUGUUUCCAGCAACAAUCACAAGUGGCGCAGCGAAAACAAAAAAUUUAGUUCAAUGGAAAAAAGGCAAAUUAUUCGAAAUGAUUUAA
Messenger RNA from Rotaria socialis, 510 nucleotides. NCBI's taxonomy places the organism in Eukaryota, Metazoa, Rotifera, Eurotatoria, Philodinida, Philodinidae. The record is from the annotation of a GenBank genome assembly.